AUGAAGGACAUCAAAGUGAACCAAGAUUUGAUUAGAGAAAGAAAAAAGUGUAGUUUUAAUGUUGAAGAGUUAACGCAUCUAAUAGAUGGCGGAGAACAAAAUACUUUAGAAAGAAAAGAAAUUGAGGAAUAUGUAUUAAGCAAUGAAGAGCUCAGAGAUGAGGUGCCAGAGGAGUAUUUAAGCCAUAAGGAGCGUUACGAGAACGCAGUGCGCAAAGCAUGCAUCCUGUACUCGCUUUUAUUACGACGGUCAAUAGAACGAAGUCCCCCCCCAGAUUCCAGAAUUUCCAACAACUACAAAAUCGCUACGGCAAUAAUAAAGGACAUUUCACCGUUUAUACUUCAUUUUGGAAUGUUUUUGCCAACAAUAUUUUCACAAGCCUCCCCCGAACAGCAGCUUGAAUGGCUACAGAAAAGUUCGCAGAUGAUUGGAACUUAUGCUCAGACUGAGCUCGGACAUGGAACGUUUCUGAGAGGUUUAGAGACCACGGCUACAUAUGAUUCUGAUACGGAAGAAUUCGUCAUCCACAGUCCUACACUUACAUCUUACAAAUGGUGGCCUGGGGGCUUGGCACAAACUGCAAACCACUGUAUAAUUAUGGCUCAACUUCAUAUUAAAGGGAAAAAUUAUGGUAUACAUCCCUUCUUGGUGCAAAUACGUGACAUGGAAACACAUAUGCCAAUGCCUGGUAUAAAAGUAGGAGAAAUUGGACCAAAACUUGGUUUCCAGACGGCCAACAACGGGUUCCUAGGAUUUGAUAAUUAUCGGAUACCCAGGACGAAUAUGCUUAUGAAGAAUUCUCAAGUGUUAAAGGACGGGACGUAUGUAAAGGCCAAAAACAACAAACUGACAUAUGGAACCAUGGUGUAUAUUCGAGUGACCAUAUUGACGGACGUCGCUUAUGAAUUAUCAAAAGCCGUGACUAUAGCUGUGAGAUACUCUGCUGUCAGACAUCAGUCUCAGCUUAAACCUGGGGAACCGGAACCACAGAUUUUGGACUACGUCACACAGCAGCAUAAGCUGUUUAUUUCGAUUGCAACUAGCCUCGCGUUCAGAACCGUUGGCCGAUGGUUGUGGAAUACUUACAAUCAAGUUGUCGCCGAUAUGGGGAAAGGGAACAUGGACCAGUUGCCAGAGCUGCACGCUCUAGCAUGCUGUUUGAAGGCUGUGUGCAGCAGAGAUGCGACAGCUUGCGUAGAGCAAUGCCGUUACGCCUGUGGGGGUCACGGUUAUAUGGUGUCUUCCAACCUACCGAUUAUAUAUGGUAUAGUUACAGCUACUGUAACUUACGAGGGAGAGUACACUGUCAUGUUGUUGCAGACCGCCAGAUACCUCGUGAAAGCUUACAAACAAACCACUGAAAGAAUGUCAUUGACUCCAACCGUGUCAUAUUUAGCCAAGUUCUUGAAAAACAAUAACAUCACGUGGGAGAAUACACCGAGGGGAAUUAUUGAAGGUUUUCAAGCUGUCGCUGCAGGGAAAACAAAGGAAGCAUGUGAAUCACUCUUCCAACAUAUAAAUUCAGGGAAAGUUUAUGAAGAUGCAUGGAAUCUAGCAUCGGUGCAGCUCGUUAAUGCCAGUGAGGCACACGCUCGCGCCGUAUUGUGUGAGAUGUUUUGGAAAGAAACUAAAAGAUUGUCGUCUACCGUGUCUAAUAACUUGGCAACGGUUUUGGAACAGUUGGCCGAGUUGUAUCUCAAAUAUUGGGCGCUGGAGAAACGUGGCGAUCUGUUAAUGUAUUCGACUAUAUCGAAAAAAGAUGUUGCCACCUUGCAAAAAAGGUAUGAAGAACUGUUGGCACUCAUUCGCCCGAACGCUGUUGGACUUGUCGACGGAUUCGAUAUACGGGACGAGAUUCUGUGUUCUACCCUUGGUGCAUAUGACGGCCGAGUGUACGAGCGUUUGAUGGAGCAGGCAAUGAAAAGUCCACUGAACUCUGAGCCCGUAAACCAAAGCUUCCAUAAAUAUAUUAAACCGUUUUUGGCCAAAGCUAAAAUUUAA
This is a messenger RNA of Parnassius mnemosyne (clouded apollo), 2001 nucleotides long. NCBI's taxonomy places the organism in Eukaryota, Metazoa, Arthropoda, Insecta, Lepidoptera, Papilionidae. The record is from the annotation of a GenBank genome assembly.